CGCGCCCGCUGCCUGCCACCUCUGCCGCUACCUCGCCCACCUCCAGGCCUGGGCCCCCUCAGGGAGGAAGAGAUGAAGCCAGAGGCAGUCCCCAGCCCCCCGCAGCAGGCCCCUGUCCCUCCGUUACCUGUGAAGAAGAGCCUUCCAGCUGCUCCUCCCAGACGACGCAUCUCUGAGAAGCCAUCCCUAGAGGACCAAGGUGCGGGAAUGGCGGCAGAGGGGGACCAGCCAGCUCUUUCCAGGACAACCCUACUCAGCCUGCCUCCCCAGGUGGCCUCAGACAGCCCUGGGGACAAGCCUAAAGGGACCACGGAGCAAGGCCAGAAAGCAGAGGCGAAAGCCAGCCAUCCGGGCGGCCUGCCAGAGCCUCCGAGGAAGACCAAACAACCCCCCGUCCCGCCCCCCAGGAAGAAAAGGAUCUCGCGGCAGCUGGCUUCGGUCCUCCCUCGUCCCUUGGAGAGCGCUGAGCUCUCCACACAGGCGGUAGCCUCUGAGACACCCACGCCUGGUCCACCCCGACAAGGCCAAAGUCCUGCCUCCCAAGAGGGGACUGUGCGCCUCCAGGCCCAGGCCAGUGCCCACCCUCAGAGCUCUCCAGAGUUCAAGGGCUCCCUGGCCUCCCUCUCAGACGGCUUGGGAGUGCCCACCUUGGCCCCGGACCAGGACUCCUACUCAACCAGCAGCACAGAGGAGGAGAUGGAGCAGUUCAGCAGCCCCAGUGUGAAGAAGAAGCCCUCGAUGAUCCUGGACAAGGCGCGGCACCGGCUGAGCUUUGUGAGCUUCAGCAGCGUCUUCCGCGCCUUCCUUUCCAACGACCGCAAGCUGUUCAAGAAGGUGGUGGAGCUGGCGCAGGACAAGGCCUCGUACUUCGGCAGCCUGGUGCAGGACUACAAGGUGUACAGCCUGGAGAUGAUGGCACGCCAGACCUCCAGCACCGAGAUGCUGCAGGAGAUCCGCACCAUGAUGACCCAGCUCAAGAGCUACCUGCUGCAGAGCACCGAGCUCAAGACCCUGGUGGACCCCAGCCUGCACUCCGAGGAGGAGCUUGAAGCAAUUGUAGAGUCUGCCUUGUACAAAUGUGUCCUGAAGCCCCUGAAAGAAGCCAUCAACUCCUGCCUGCAUGAGAUCCACAGCAAGGAUGGCUCAUUGCAGCAGCUCAAGGAGAACCAGCUGGUGAUCCUGGCCACCACCACCACCGACCUGGGUGUGACCACCAGUGUACCAGAAGUACCCGUCAUGGAGAAGAUCCUGCAGAAGUUCACCAGCAUGCACAAGGCCUACUCACCUGAAAAGAAGAUCUCCAUCCUGCUCAAGACCUGCAAGCUCAUCUAUGACUCCAUGGCCCUCGGCAACCCAGGGAAGCCCUACGGGGCAGACGACUUCCUGCCCGUGCUCAUGUAUGUGCUGGCCCGCAGCAACCUGGCGGAGAUGCUCCUCAACGUGGAGUACAUGAUGGAGCUCAUGGACCCUGCCCUGCAGCUGGGGGAGGGUUCCUACUAUCUGACCACCACCUACGGGGCCCUGGAGCACAUCAAGAACUAUGACAAGAUCACGGUGACCCGGCAGCUGAGCGUGGAGGUGCAGGACUCCAUCCACCGCUGGGAGCGCCGGCGCACGCUCAACAAGGCUCGGGCCUCCCGCUCCUCCGUGCAGGACUUCAUCUGCGUGUCGUACCUGGAGCCCGAGCAGCAGUCGCGGACGCUGGCGUCGCGGGCUGACACGUCGGCCCAGGCGCUGUGCGCACAGUGCGCCGAGAAGUUCGAGGUGGCGCAGCCCGGGGACCACCGGCUCUUCGUGCUGGUGGACGGGCGCUGCUUCCAGCUGGCCGACGACGCGCUGCCCCACCGCCUCAAGGGCUACCUGCUGCGAAGCGAGCCCAAGCGCGACUUCCACUUCGUGUACCGGCCCCUGGAUGGCGGCGGGGGCAGCGGGAGCCCCCCCUACCUGGUCGUGCGGGAGCCCAACUUCCUGUGAGGCCGGCCGCUGCAGCCCCUGAUGGCACUUUUCCUGAGACUGGCUGGGGACAGAAGAGCGGGCGGGCGGGGCUCACUCCUGACCCCCCACACUCACACUCAUACAUGCACGCGACCUACAUCUGCCCACACAUCACACGUGCAUGCCACCCAGUGAGCAUGCCAAAACCAACGUCACAGGAUAAUUGUGGAGAGAGCCUGAGCAGCGGCCAGGGCAUUUGCUGAGGAAGAGUCAUAGUGCUAGAGGCCAUGUUCUUCACUAGACAGGAAGGGAAACUGAGGCUCUGAGAGGGCAGAGGCUCUCCAGC
Messenger RNA from Galeopterus variegatus (Sunda flying lemur), 2281 nucleotides. It is a transcript of the gene RIN3, whose product is annotated as Ras and Rab interactor 3. The coding region runs from base 73 to 1974 and encodes 633 amino acids. Gene Ontology annotation, molecular function: small GTPase binding; guanyl-nucleotide exchange factor activity. NCBI's taxonomy places the organism in Eukaryota, Metazoa, Chordata, Mammalia, Dermoptera, Cynocephalidae. The transcript has 6 exons. Gene Ontology annotation, biological process: vesicle-mediated transport; signal transduction. The record is from RefSeq and is a predicted model, not a curated record. Gene Ontology annotation, cellular component: endocytic vesicle; cytosol.